AUGCACAGCCCUCCUCCGGAGCUCCAGGGCCGCUGGGCACCGGGGCUUGCUCCCAGAGGGGACCGGAGGCUGGGCCAGGAUCACGGACACCGGGGCCGGAGCGCGGGGCGACCCCGGACCCGCAGCAGCCGCCACGGGACGGGGGACACCGGACCGGGGCCUUGGGGAGUGGAGCCCGGGGAGUGGACAGCGGGGUCGCGGUCGGGCUGGGAGGUGCCGGAGCCGGUGCCGGCGUUCCGUGCCGGCCGCGCCGGGACCCGCCGAGCAGGAAGUGGCGGCGGCCUGGCCCCGCCGUCCGGCCACGUGCUUCCGGCCCCGCCCCGCGCCGCCGCCGCGGCCCCGCCCCGUCCUGGCCCCGCCCCGUCCUGGCCCCGCCCCAGGCCCCGCCCCGCGGCCCACAGCCCCGGGCCUGGCGGGGACGGGCGGACGCGGCUUUGGGGAGAAUUUCCCGAAAAUCGGGUGCGCGGGGAUGGGGCUUUCCAGAGCCUCGCGCCCUGCCCGCUAGCACAGUCCCGUGAGAGGACCGCGUGUCCGUGUGCGGAGCGGACAGAGCCGCGCCGAGCACCGCGGGCUCUAGGUCUGGGAAGAAGUGAAAAAAUCCAACCCACAAGUAGAAAAGUUUUAUCUUCUGGCAGAGAUCGAGUGGAACGUGACAUAGCUGUGACACCUGGCACAGACCUCAGGGAUUCACAAUUGUUCACAUCACUCUCACCUUGGGAAGAACAUCAGCAGAGAUUUUACCCUGUGUUGUCACAAAUUUGGAACAUACAUCAUCAAUACAUCUGCAAGAACGAAUCCCAGAGGUCUCACUACUGCCCUGCCCAUGUGAAAUGCCUUGGUCUCCCUGCAGAGAGCUGGCAGCCUGAGGAGCCUCACAGGAGCCAAAGUGCUUCCAGAAAAAGUGUGUCAAAAUCGGAGACAAAAGGGUAUUUUUCUGACCCUGGUGGCAGGCAGAGCAGUGCCCUGGCAAGCAGUGCUGUGCAACAGAACAGCCCGAUGGGCCAGCAGCAGAGUUCAACACUGCUGGGAGAGGACCAGCAAGGAGGAGGGGUCUGGCCUGGACUAGACCAUUCCAGCUGGCUUUGAGGAUGAUGUGCUGAUGGAAAACCUGAGCAUCAGAACCAGAGUAUGUGACUUCUCUGCAUGCCCGGCCGUCGUGUGUUCCUUCCUGGCAUCUGAGUGAGCCUGGCUGCAGGUGCUGUGUGGGAAAUCCCCUGGCUGCCCCGUGAGCUGCUCUGCCACAGCCCUGCACAGCGUAUUGCUGAUGUCACAUAUCCCUUCCCGGUAACCCUGCACCACCUUUGUGGUCCUGGUCCCCAGCCACAUGAUCCCAUAGUGUCCCUUCCAGACACAGGCCCCUUCCAGCAGGAUCUGUGCUCAUGGGCCAGUUCAGCGAGCUAUCCCAUAGGACAGCCUCCUGUCUAAGGGACAUUUGAUUGUCCACAGGAGUGAGAUGAAUAUCCCAGUUGUUUCUGGUCUGCAUUGUGAAAAUCUAGCAAAAUGCUGUUAGGGAGUCUUAGCUGCCCCAGUCCCUUAUCAAAAAACCCAUUUUAGAGACAAAUCCAGCACCCAGGGUAUACAAACCCCACCCUGUGCAGUCCAAACCCUCCCCAGACCCUGUGUGUAGUGGGGCUUCUACCCAGGGCUGCUGUGAAUGAGAAAUUUCCUGGGCUGUAGCAGUGAGGCCUGGGGGUUGAAAAUGUACAAACAUUUUUAUCCCUCUUUCAUGUACUUUUCUUCUGAAUAUCUGCUGUGGACAUCUAACAGUCGAUGCACAAAGGUCCUGCUGACUAGCAUAAUUAAAUGCAUGUUUAUACAUUCUUGCAUCGACAGGCAUGUUUCCUAAAACCAUGGGUGGAAAUCUUUCUAUAGGCCACUGAAAGAUGAUGGUUAAAACACCUAUCUAAAGCAGCUAAUAUGAGGUUUGUGGUAAAUUCUCAAGUGGAAAUUUGAAAACUCUUUGAAAGCAAAAUGUGGUAGGAUGAAAAAUCCUUUGGCAGAUAGGAUUUACGGUGGUAUCUAUUUGUAUGUGUGGCAGAAUGUCAACAAAGAGACGUGCUUACUUAACAAUCAACCCCUGGCUAACUAAGGAGGAUCAGAAGAAUAUUGUACUGUGUUUCUGUGGGCAUUAAGCACCUGAUCUGGAAAGAUUCUGGACCAUGUUGGACUUUGAUGCUACCCAGUUUCUGAUCCUCUCCAUUUAUUUGAUUAGAGUUAAUUAUGCAUUUGGAGACCCACCAUCCUUUUGUACAAUCAGUAGAGCAGUAUUAGUUUAAUAUUAGGGAACCUAAUCUAGGAAACGUAACAGCUAAUAUACUGAAUAUGUCUGUUUUUGAGCUCUGAGAAAGCCUUAGAUUCUUUAGCAUCCUGUCUUCUGUUUGCACUUUCAGAACACUUCUAUGUCUGGCAAUAGGCUCACCUAAUACACCGAAUUUGGUGGGUAAUUUUUGGAAGCAGGCUAUUCCAUGAGUUAAAUUCCUGUCUUCCAAUCUACCUCUUCUCCCAGCAAUUAUCAAAAGCAAAGGAAUCAAUUUGACCUUUUUCAAUGUUUUAAUUGCAGCAAACACAG
Molecule: messenger RNA, 2569 nt
Organism: Vidua chalybeata
Lineage: Eukaryota; Metazoa; Chordata; Aves; Passeriformes; Viduidae
Product: translation initiation factor IF-2-like
Exons: 7
Coding region: 1-1086 (361 amino acids)
Source: RefSeq, a predicted model, not a curated record